GGGAGGCUCGAGGCCAGCCCGGGACCGGGGCUGGGAGCUGGAAGGCGGCUGCGGCGGCGGCGGCGGCGGCAGCGAGCGCCCGCGCUCCGGCGCCCCCAGGCGGUGGGGCUGAGAGAGCCCGAAGAUGGCUCCGAGCGCUGACCUCGGCGUGUUCAGGAUGUUACUGUUCCUGCUGCUGCUGUGGUUUCUGCCCCCAACCGAGGGGUCUCAGCGUGCUGAACCCAUGUUCACUGCAGUCACCAGCACGGUCCUGCCCCCUGACUAUGACAGCAACCCCACCCAGCUCAACUAUGGUGUGGCAGUCACCGAUGUGGACCAUGAUGGAGAUUUUGAGAUCGUUGUGGCAGGGUACAACGGCCCCAACCUGGUUCUGAAGUAUGACCGGACCCAGAAGCGACUGGUGAACAUUGCAGUGGAUGAGCGCAGCUCCCCCUACUAUGCCCUGCGGGACCGGCAGGGGAACGCUAUUGGGGUCACGGCCUGCGACAUUGACGGGGAUGGCCGUGAGGAGAUCUACUUCCUCAACACCAAUAAUGCCUUCUCAGGGGUGGCCACGUACACGGACAAGUUGUUCAAGUUCCGCAACAACCGCUGGGAAGACAUCCUCAGUGACGAGGUCAACGUGGCCCGCGGUGUGGCCAGCCUCUUUGCCGGGCGCUCCGUGGCCUGCGUGGACAGGACGGGCUCUGGACGCUACUCUAUCUAUAUCGCCAAUUAUGCCUACGGUAACGUGGGCCCUGACGCCCUCAUUGAAAUGGACCCCGAGGCCAGUGACCUUUCCCAGGGCAUUCUGGCGCUCAGAGAUGUGGCUGCUGAGGCCGGGGUCAGCAAAUACACAGGGGGCCGCGGUGUCAGCGUGGGUCCUAUCCUCAGCAGCAGUGCCUCAGACAUCUUCUGUGACAAUGAGAAUGGGCCCAACUUCCUCUUCCACAACCAGGGUGAUGGCACCUUCGUGGAUGCUGCUGCCAGUGCCGGUGUGGACGACCCCCACCAGCAUGGGCGAGGUGUCGCCCUAGCCGACUUCAACCGAGAUGGCAAAGUGGAUAUUGUCUAUGGCAACUGGAAUGGCCCCCACCGGCUCUACCUGCAGAUGAGUGCCCAUGGGAAGGUCCGCUUUCGGGACAUCGCCUCGCCCAAAUUUUCCAUGCCAUCCCCGGUCCGUACCGUCAUCGCCGCUGACUUUGACAAUGACCAGGAGCUGGAGAUCUUCUUCAACAACUUCGCCCACCGCAGCUCCUCAGCCAACCGUCUCUUCCGGGUCAUUCGCAGGGAACACGGCGACCCCCUCAUCGAGGAGCUCAAUCCUGGUGAUGCCUUGGAGCCUGAGGGUCGGGGCACAGGGGGUGUGGUGACAGACUUCGAUGGAGACGGGAUGCUGGACCUCAUCUUGUCCCACGGGGAGUCCAUGGCUCAGCCGCUGUCUGUCUUCCGGGGGAACCAGGGCUUCAGCAACAACUGGCUGCGAGUGGUACCUCGGACUCGGUUCGGGGCCUUCGCCCGGGGAGCUAAGGUCGUGCUCUACACCAAGAGGAGUGGAGCCCACCUGAGGAUUAUCGACGGGGGUUCGGGCUACCUGUGUGAGAUGGAGCCCGUGGCGCACUUCGGCUUAGGGAAGGAUGAAGCCAGCAGUGUGGAGGUGACGUGGCCGGAUGGCAAGAUGGCAAGCCGGAAUGUGGCCAGUGAGGAGAUGAACUCCGUGCUGGAGAUCCCCUACCCCCGGGAUGAGGACAGACCUCAGGACCCAGCCCCACUGGAGUGCGGCCAAGGAUUCUCCCAGCAGGAAAACGGCCAUUGCCUGGACACCAAUGAAUGCAUCCAGUUCCCAUUCGUGUGCCCUCGAGACAAGCCCGUGUGUGUGAACACGUACGGAAGUUACAGGUGCCGGACCAACAAGAGGUGCAGUCGGGGCUACGAGCCCAACGAGGACGGCACAGCCUGUGUGGCUCAAGUGGCCUUUUUAGUGUCACAAGGACCCUAUUUUGCCCUUAACAAAGAUGGCUCCCAGGCGGUUGCUUGCUGUUGAUUCACUCGUGUACCGUGUGCCUGCUGGUUUGGCCUGUGCUGUUUCUGCUCUGUGCACCCUGACUCGUUGUGGUAGAGAAAGCCUUGUUGGAGUUGGUGGUCAUGAUGGGAGGGGAAAGGGUGACCCUUUGGGACUCUUGAUAAAAAUGUUAAAGUUGGAACUUGCUAAGUCUUCCAGCCACUUUCUGGAGAAAUUAUGCCAAUAAACUCUCUGCUGGAUA
Lontra canadensis (Northern American river otter) is the source of this 2243-nucleotide messenger RNA. It is a transcript of the gene CRTAC1, whose product is annotated as cartilage acidic protein 1. Gene Ontology annotation, biological process: axonal fasciculation. NCBI's taxonomy places the organism in Eukaryota, Metazoa, Chordata, Mammalia, Carnivora, Mustelidae. Gene Ontology annotation, molecular function: calcium ion binding. The coding region runs from base 125 to 2023 and encodes 632 amino acids. The transcript is spliced from 16 exons. The record is from RefSeq and is a predicted model, not a curated record.